Molecule: messenger RNA, 1062 nt
Organism: Chara braunii
Lineage: Eukaryota; Viridiplantae; Streptophyta; Charophyceae; Charales; Characeae
Source: the annotation of a GenBank genome assembly
GGCGCGCGCCCGGCAGAUGCCCGCAGCUCUUUGAUUGGCCACGUGACACCUGCUGUAGGUGUCGUGAAUGACCAACGAUGCGCGGACAGGGGUUGCGCCAGCCAUGGAAACGAUGAGCACACGAAUAGGGGCACACUUUCCCGGGUUAGAGAGGGGGUUGGUGGGGGAGAUACAUCAUAGAGAUACGUCUUUUGACAUGGUUGAUGACGUCUGGAUCAGAGAGGAUGAUGGCCAAGAUGAGGUGGAUGUGAUCAAUUACUUUGCACUUCUUAGCGCUGUCUACGUGGAUGGGGGAAGCGGGGUGGAUGAGCAGGCGGAAGAAGAUGUCUUCAACUUUGACACUGAUGAGGACAGCGACACGCCCUUUUACACGGAUGAUGACGUCGGCCAGGGAGAGGCUGAUGGGCAAGAUGAGGGCGAUGUGGCCAAAUACUAUGCACAUCUUACCGCGGUCUACGAGGAUGGGGGAAGCGGGGAGGAUGAGCAGGUGGGAGAAGACGUCGUCAACUUUGACUCUGAUGAUGACGGCGAUAUGCCUUUUCUCACACAUGAUGACGACUGCCAGCGAGAGGUUGACGGGCAGAAUGAGGGCGAUGUGGCCAAACACUCUGCACAUCUUACCGCAGUCUACAAGGAUGGGGGAUUGCAGGAUGAUGAAGGCUUCGUGCUGCAGGGGGAUGGUGACCAGCCGGAGGUGGGGGAGGAGGAGCAGGGGUCUAUGGUAGAAGCGGGGGUUAACUUGGAUAAGGAACAGAGAAUGGAGGAGUGGGAGGUUGCACAGGGGAUCAUGGCAGAGGCGGUGGCUGCCGUGGAGGACAGGCAGGUGAUGGGCGAGACCGGUGACAACGGUGGGAGGGCUGACAACACAAACGACAAAAAAAAUCACAACACGGUGAUCACGGCAGGGGUGGUGGCUGUAGUGGAUGAGAGGCAGGGUGGGGUGAGCUACGUUUUUCAGACGUUAUCAUCUCCUCACAACAUUGAAUAGGGGAUAAGUGCUUUAUCAGCAGAAGGGCAACUCUUCCCCUGUGUGAGGGGAAGUAAUCAACGCGUCUCCUCUUU